Molecule: messenger RNA, 1483 nt
Organism: Ctenocephalides felis (cat flea)
Lineage: Eukaryota; Metazoa; Arthropoda; Insecta; Siphonaptera; Pulicidae
Product: dolichyl-diphosphooligosaccharide--protein glycosyltransferase subunit 1
Exons: 1
Coding region: 86-1483 (465 amino acids)
Cellular component (GO): membrane; oligosaccharyltransferase complex
Source: RefSeq, a predicted model, not a curated record
CACGUAGCCGGCGUGUCAAUUUCUGAAUCAAGUUAUGUUUAAUAUGAGACAAAAUUAGUUAUAAAUAUAUUUAUUUCGACAAAACAUGCAUUUUCUCAAAAUAUUUGUAUGCGUAGCGGUACAAAUAGCGUUCGUUUCCGCCGCAGAUGUUAUAAAUAGUGAUAUUGUAAAUAAAAAUGUAGAACGAUUUAUUGAUCUGGCAUCACAAUUGGCAAAGAUUUCAACGAAGAUAACAGUAGAAAAUAAUGGUAAAAAUCCAAUCUCUUCGUAUUUGAUUCCUAUACACAAUGAGGAAAAUCGAUACGCCCAUAUCGCUGCGCGAGAUUCUUCUAAGAAAGAAUUGAAAAUAACUGAUACAGUUGUGAGUUCCCAUGAAGGAGUCUCCUUUUUGAGAAUAGAUUUUAAGGAACCUUUACAACCUGCGAAAACUGUCAAUAUUCAGAUCGACGCGGUAUUCAGUAAAGUUUUAGUACCUUAUCCAUCAAGCAUAAUUCAACUAGAGCGUCAACUUGUACUCUAUCAUGGAAAUCAUUACUUUUACUCUGCCUAUCGUACUAUUAAACAACAAACAACUGUACAACUUGCUUCUAAGAACAUCGAAAGCUUCUCUAAACUGAAACCAUUUUCACAAAGUGAUACCACAAUAACUUAUGGCUCAUAUGAAAACAUACCAGCAUUUACUCAUGACAAAAUGACGAUUCAUUAUGAGAAUCAUACACCGUUUUUAACAGUUACAAAAUUGGAAAGAACAAUUGAAGUAUCACAUUGGGGAAAUAUUGCGGUUGAAGAAACAAUUGACAUGGUGCAUUCUGGUGCAUUACUGAAAGGGUCGUUUUCCAGAUAUGAAUUCCAAAAAGAUUCACGAAGCGGUUUGGCAAGUGUAAAAUCAUAUAAAACUAUGCUUCCAGCUUCUGCAUUUGGUGUGUACUACCGUGAUACUAAUGGAAAUAUUUCUACAUCCAAUAUGCGAGUAAAGAAAGAUGCUGUUGAAUUAACUUUGAGACCUCGGUAUCCAUUGUUUGGAGGUUGGAAAACUCAUUAUACUUUAGGCUACAAUGUACCAAGCUAUGAAUAUUUGUUUAGCCAAGGUGAUAAAUAUUUAUUGAAAAUGCGGGCUAUUGAUCAUAUCUUUGACCAUAUGAUUGUUGAAGAAGUUGUCACUAAAAUUAUAUUGCCAGAAGGGUGCAAAGAUAUUAAAUUGAUUCCUCCAUAUUCAGUUACUCGCCUACCUGAUUCUUUACAUUACACUUAUCUCGACACAAAAGGUAGACCUGUUAUAUCAUUUACAAAGCAUAAUCUUGUUGAAAAUCAUAUUCAAGAUUUCAAUCUGCAUUACACAUUCCCUAGAUUCAUGAUGCUGCAGGAACCUGUACUGAUAAUAAUAUUUUUGUAUGUGUUGUUUUUAAGUGUUAUUAUUUAUGUUAGAUUAGAUUUUUCAAUUUAUAAAACUGAAAAUGCACACAAAACUGAACAUAAAGAUUGA